Messenger RNA from Exophiala viscosa, 1730 nucleotides. RefSeq lists its product as uncharacterized. The transcript has 4 exons. The record is from RefSeq and is a predicted model, not a curated record. NCBI's taxonomy places the organism in Eukaryota, Fungi, Ascomycota, Eurotiomycetes, Chaetothyriales, Herpotrichiellaceae. Bases 113 to 1456 code for a protein of 447 amino acids.
UGGCACUUCGUCAUCUCUCCAGCGAACCAGGUUCCUUACGUGCCGGGAACAAAGAGCUUGACGAGACAUGAGGCACAGUAUAUGACCUGUGGAAUACUACAAGCCAAGUCUGAUGAUCACCAUGCCACCGAGAAACAAGCAUUUUCACUGCCACUCGCGGGAACCUUUCAAAGAUGAAAAGUUGGCGCUGGAACACGCUGAGGGGCCUCUCGGCUUCCUCAAUCCAACAAGAGCCCAUUUUCAUUAUCCUGUGCCAUCAGGAUCAGAUAAGCACCUAGCGAAGGGUGAUGAGAGCGAAAACAGUGAUGUCAAUGGCUAUGGUGACCACAACCCCGAACAGCCAAAUGAGCAACAAGAUGACGAACCUGCCAAAAAUGUAAAAUUCUUGUGGCGCUCUCGCGAUAACAGAAAGGGCCGACACGCACUGCUGGUUCAGCGACCUGAGGCGGGGCAAGAUGCCCCUUUCCUGGUGCCACGGAAAACGUCACACUACAAGGAGAUACUCAAGGUUAUAUGGUUGACCUUCACAUAUUUCCCCUUAUGGGAUAUCUCAUGGCUUGUGGCAUUCAUCUUCACGCUCGGUAGUGUGGUUUGGGUGCUGAACGGUUUCUUUGUCUGGCUGCCGGUAGUCGCACCUUCAACAGAGUUUCCUAACGAGAUCUAUGUCGGAGGUGGUGUUACAGCAUUUCUAGGAGCGAUCAUAUUUUUCGAAUUUGGCUCCAUUCUCUUGUUCUUUGAAGCAGUCAAUUCCAACAAUUCAGGCUGCUUUGGCUGGGCAGUUGAACAGCUUGCGGAAGAAAAGGACGGUGGCCAACCCAAAUUCCAAUUCAGCGCGAACCUCGACCACUGUCGCCACCACCACCAGAACCGACGAAACUUCGUUGGCAAAAGCUCGUACCGGUUGGCGGAAGAGGCCCAACUGAAAGCGCAAACCACCAAAGAUGGCAAAAGCUGGAUAUGGUUUCCAUCCUGGCACGACCUCCGCACGCACUACCUCCAUGAACUAGGCUUUCUCGCGGGUAUAGCUCAGUUGACUGGUGCGACUAUCUUCGGUGUUGCAGGAUUCACCGCUCUACCGGGCAUCCAGAACCAUCUGACCCCUCAAUGGAGACUUAACGCCGCAUACUGGAUCCCGCAAGUUAUUGGAGGCACUGGCUUCAUUGUUUCCAGCACAUUGUAUAUGCUCGAGACGCAGCAAAAGUGGUGGAAACCUGCAUUGAAGGUCUUGGGAUGGCACAUUGGGUUCUGGAAUCUUAUUGGGGCUCUUGGUUUCACACUGUCUGGUGCACUGGGAAUGGCGUAUGGCAACUCAGGUGCACAAUACGAGGCCGGUUUGGCCACUUUCUGGGGCUCCUGGGCCUUCUUGAUUGGGAGUUACAUUCAACUUUACGAAAGUUUGGAUACACAUCCAGUGGAGGAAGUGUCAUCCGCCGAGGAUUUUAACAGGACUCAAUAGUGUACAGCACUUUUGGGGCGUUGAAACUGUACAUUAGUGUUGAUUCCUGGAAAACAAAAAUGGCUAAGUAAUAAAGGGGGACGCGUUUGAUGUCUAAAAGUCCAGUUUUAUUGGGAGGAUGCAUGAUUAUUUGCGCUUGAAAUUCGGAAUUCAGCUGGCUUGAAUUCGUCUCAAUGUCUUCAUAUUGAGUCUUCAUCGGAAGGUAUACAUACGUAAUUUCUCACAUUUCUAAGCCAAGGUGAAGAUCACCUAGUUCGACAUCUUAUUCUCCUCG